This is a messenger RNA of Panicum hallii, 1325 nucleotides long. RefSeq lists its product as uncharacterized. NCBI's taxonomy places the organism in Eukaryota, Viridiplantae, Streptophyta, Magnoliopsida, Poales, Poaceae. The transcript has 2 exons. The coding region runs from base 100 to 1161 and encodes 353 amino acids. The record is from RefSeq and is a predicted model, not a curated record.
AGUAAUGGCAGUAUCGAUGCAUGAGCCAUCGAUCAUAGGCCGCCGCGAAACCUUGCUAUUACAAAAAGCACCCUCCCCGGAAGCAGUAGCUCCUCCGGGAUGCGCAUGCCGCGGCUGCCCCUCCUCCUCAAGAUCGCCGCGGCGGCGGCCGCCGGGGCGCUGGCGCUCAUUGUCGCGGCGCGCCUCCGCCGGGAGGAUGCCGUGGCAUCCCUCCGCAGGGAGAUCCGCGAGGCGCUCGCGAACCUCGUCGCCGACGACGAGGACGGCGACGGCGACGGCGGCGGGAGCGCCAAGGAGGACGCCUCGCCGCCGCCGCCGCCGUCCGUGCUGGUCACGGGGUUCCGGGCCCACGGCAAGAGCUCGCUGGUGAACACGGCGUGCCGCGCGCUGGCGGCCGAGGACGGCCCGCUGCUGCUGCGCGCGGAGGCGUCGCCGCCCGGCGGCGGGACCGACGGGCCCAGGCGGCGGCAGAGGGUCAAGGCCGUGGUGUCCGGGGCCGACGGCGACGGCAAGGGGGACGGCGACGUGGUGGAGCUGCUUGACGCGCCGCCGCUCCCCGAGGCGGUGAGGCUCACGAGGGAUGACAUCGACGCCGCGAUCAGCGGGGGGAACCCGGAGUGCGUGGUGCUCGUGCUGCGCUGCGACGCGCCCGCCAAGGAGCGGAACGCCGCCAUCAAGCGCCUCCCGGAGAUUUCUGCUGCCGCCAGGAACAAAGGGCUUAAUUUGAUCAUUGUAUUGACUUUUAAGAAGGCCAUGAGAUCAAUUAGGCAUGCUGAAGAGCUUCUACGGGAGGUUUCUUUCAGGGCCCGAACUGAUUGUGUCUACUUCAUCGAGAACUACACUUGGAGCAACAAUGGGCCCAACCUCUGCCAUCCACCUGUCAUCAAGAACAACUUUGAGACGCAUUUCACAGUGCUGACAAUUAUUCGACAGUGUCUUGAGUUCAUCAAGCUAAAUAGGAGCCAGUCCAAGGACAAUAAGAAUGGCAACCAGGCAAAACCAGAUGAGCCCAAACCUAAGCAGGCAAAACUAGAUGAGCCCAAACCUAAGCAGGCAAAACCAGAUGAGCCCAAACCUAAGAAUCCACCAGCAGAAGCUAAGCAAUGCCGGAAAUUCAAUGACUCCAGUGUAAGACUUUUCUUCAACAGCCCAGAAACUUGAAUCUUCAUUGCUUUGCACAGGUAUGGUCUAUUGCAGGCUAAUGUAGAUAUACUUGUAUAGCACUGAGAUAGUCUGACAUGCUGCACCGAAUGUACUAUCGUCCAUUCGUUACAUGAAGAUACAUGUCCUUUUUAUCAGCCAUUGGCGUAUAGUUGAUGUACUUC